Molecule: messenger RNA, 1008 nt
Organism: Saccostrea cuccullata (small rock oyster)
Lineage: Eukaryota; Metazoa; Mollusca; Bivalvia; Ostreida; Ostreidae
Exons: 3
Coding region: 76-918 (280 amino acids)
Biological process (GO): immune response
Cellular component (GO): membrane
Molecular function (GO): tumor necrosis factor receptor binding
Source: RefSeq, a predicted model, not a curated record
AAAUUAUUGGCCACAUAACAGUGCGGAUUGCAUUCAAAAUAUUAUGCUUUACACACAGUGCAUAAUAUAUUAGACAUGGGGAACCCUUCAGCAUGUGCUGUGCAGAUCAGAAGAUUCCUGUAUUUUUCCGUCGGAGGAAAUGCAGUGCUUUUAGUCGUGCUAAUAAUUUUAUACUUUUAUCAAAACCAUCUAAUGCAGAGGAAUAGUGAUUUUUCGCAGACUCUUUCAAAAAAGACAACAGAACCAGAACAUUUCUCAAAACAUCCAAAUAUAACUGUGGUAGAUGAUACAGUGUGUUUAGAAUGUAAUUAUCUUGGAAAAGACGUAAAGGUGGAAGAAACAUUGUAUACCAACAUAAGUUAUUCAGACUGCGGAACACGGUUAUGUUGUUUACGAGACAAAAGCAUAGCUAAACUUCUGCAACAGAUAAUGAAGAUUCGUGAAGCCGAUGUAGAUAACGAAAAAGAUUCAGAAUCUUUGUCUUGGUGGAGGGAAAGACCGAAUUCCGCUCACCUGUAUUUGAAUGACUGGGAUCGAAGUCGUCUGCUCUGGACGGAAGUAAAUAGAACCGCAUCUGCUUUCUGUAAUCUCCAAAUCAAAGACAACCACAAACUUGUCAUCAAAGAACAGGGGUUCUACUUCGUUUAUGCCGCUUUAGUUUUUGAUUUUGGAAAAAUUAAGAAAGUUCCGCAAAUUUACUAUAACAUCACUAGCCUUUUUCCUCCCGCGCCCCACUUUUCGCCUUUUCUUGUGAUGGGUAAGUAUGGCGGAUCCAAGUUUUCCGAUAGACAACACACAGGGUAUUUGAGUGGAAUUGUUAAACUUUAUCCAUCUCACCAGAUUUCUGUUUCCAUCAAUGACCACAGGUUUAUUAAUCCCACUGCGUAUGGAAACUUUUUUGGAAUAUUCAAACUUUAAAGUUUUUCUUUUUCAUACGGCAGGUGUAAUUUUUCGAUUUGCUUUGUUUUGUUUUAUUUUUUUUAAUCAUUUGAAUGGUUACAAAUAUAC